UGUGACACACACACACACACACAGCCCGGGCUGCAGCGCUCUGGAGCCGGGGACAGCCGCGGGCUGCGAUCGCUACCCUCUCAUCCUCUCCCCUCUCAUCCUCUCCCCUCUCAUCCUCACCCCUCUCAUCCUCACCCCGGGAGGAGGCAGCAGCUGUGGAGCUACAGGGAGGCUGGGACAGGGACCCAGCGGCUGCCUGUGUGUGGCACAGUGUAGCUGGAACACACACACACACAGAGACGGGACAGCGGGCUCGGUGGAGAUGGGAUUUUCUAGGAUACAGCUUGGAGUGUUGGCUUUGUUGGGGUUUGGAUUUGUCAACAUUUUCUUGAACUGGUACCCCGGGAACAGGCUCCAGUUUCCCACUCGGAGACCGGGCACGACCAGCGGUUACAACAGGAGUCUGAGCGACUCCGGGAAGCCCAGGAACGUCACCCUGCUCAACAUCUCCCCCUCCUUCACCAGCUUCAUCCCGGUGAAGACCAGCUUCUGGAACCGGAGGCUGCACCAGGCGCUGCAGAGGUUGUCCGAGCUGCGUGCGGGAGGAGCGGUGGACUUCACCCCGCCGCGGGGCUGCCGGCCGGUGGGCUUGGAGGCGGAGAUCGCCAACGCGGACUCCUACUCGCUGCCCCACCGCGACUUUGUGCGUUACAUGGACUGCAAGGACCAGCGGCAACUGAUCGACCACCGGGACAAGUGUGUCGAUAGCGGCCACGGCGUUUUCCUCCUGCUGGCCAUCAAGUCCAUGGCGGGCAACUUUGAGCGCCGGCAGGCUAUCCGGGAGACUUGGGGCAUGGAGACGGCAGCAGCCGGCAGUGGCAGCCAGAUCCGGACGGUCUUCCUUCUGGGCUCAGCCGACGACUUGGGGCAGGGGCCGGACCUGCAGCCCCUGGUCAACGUGGAGGACCAGAUGCAUGGGGACAUCCUGCAGUGGGACUUCAGGGACUCCUUGUACAACCUCACUCUGAAGGACCACCUCUUCUUGGGUUGGGCCAGCGCCCGCUGCCCCCUGGCCCGCUACGUCUUCAAGGGGGAUGAUGAUGUGUUUCUCAACACCCCGGUUGUAGUGGAGUAUCUCCGCUCCCUCAACGGCAGCAAGGAGCUCUACGUGGGACAGAUGAUUAAGAACGCCAGUCCGUUGCGGGACACCAAGAGCAAGUACAACGUCCCCCUGUCGUUCUAUGAUGGGGCGUACCCCCCUUACAUGGGGGGAGCGGGCUUUUUAUACUCAGGCCACCUGGUCCCAUCUCUCUACGCCAUCUCCCACGCCAUCCCCUUCUACCCCAUCGACGACGUCUUCACCGGGAUGUGCUUCAGCGCGCUGGGCAUCAGCCCGAUCAACCACCAGGGAUUCCACACCUUCGACAUCCAGCCUCAGGACCGGGACAACCCUUGCGCCCACGCCGGGGUCCUGCUGGUCCACCAGCGCGGCCCAAGCCAGACCACCCGCCUCUGGAGGGCACUCCGACAGCCGGACCUCCGCUGCUAGCCAGCCCGGCCAACACCCACCACCCCGACUGGCAACUGGUGGCUCACUGGUGGAGUCGCUGCCAGAUUCAGGGGCGGAAAUCCUGGGGGGGACAGGGGGGAUAUGCCCGGCCCUCCCUGUUUUUAGAGGGGGGGGGGGGGGCACGUCCCCUAUUUUUUGUAAUCUGGAUAAUCCGAGAGGGACCAUUGAGGGCGGUACCAUGAUGAUUCAGUGCAAUGAUUGGAGGAGGGAGGUGUCGGUCA
Messenger RNA from Amblyraja radiata (thorny skate), 1731 nucleotides. Its product is annotated as N-acetyllactosaminide beta-1,3-N-acetylglucosaminyltransferase 2-like. The coding region runs from base 263 to 1489 and encodes 408 amino acids. Gene Ontology annotation, cellular component: Golgi membrane. Gene Ontology annotation, biological process: protein O-linked glycosylation; poly-N-acetyllactosamine biosynthetic process. Lineage: Eukaryota; Metazoa; Chordata; Chondrichthyes; Rajiformes; Rajidae. Gene Ontology annotation, molecular function: protein N-acetylglucosaminyltransferase activity. The transcript has 2 exons. The record is from RefSeq and is a predicted model, not a curated record.